Molecule: messenger RNA, 3409 nt
Organism: Rhinichthys klamathensis goyatoka
Lineage: Eukaryota; Metazoa; Chordata; Actinopteri; Cypriniformes; Leuciscidae
Product: nidogen-1-like
Exons: 18
Biological process (GO): cell-matrix adhesion
Molecular function (GO): calcium ion binding
Source: RefSeq, a predicted model, not a curated record
CCGGUGUCAUCCAUCCUCUGCUCUCUGCAGGUCAGCACUAACGGCUUCGUGUCUCUGGCCGAGCCCAGCGAUGAGUCCAAGUACCUGGGGAAGAUGCCGGCCGGCUUCGGCAUGAUCGCAGCGUUCCUGGGAGAUCUGGACACGAGCGACGGCGCCGGACACGUCUACUUCCGGCAGGAGAAGAGCCCGGACGUUCUCCGGAGAGCCGCGGGUCACAUCAGCCAAGCGUUUCCCAGUGACGAUGGGAUCGACCCCACUCACGCCGUCAUCGUGACCUGGGAGAAUGUGCUGGCUCAGGGUCAGCGAGGGCGAGGAGAUGGACUUGAGUCAAUGAGAAACACGUUCCAGCUCGUUGUAGCAAACAUGGAUUCGGCGUCGUACGCUGUGCUGCUGUAUCCCGAGGAGCAGACCCAGUUCAGCUCUUCGCUCGUAGAGGAUGAAGACGUGCGGGUCGAGGCCGGGUUCAGCGAGGGCUUGGUGUCGGGCUGGUUCGGCUGGGCCGAGACUCAGGGCUCUUACUAUCGCAUCACUGAAGACAGCGAGGAGUCAGUCCGCGCUCUCGCACAGAAGACAAACUCGGGCCGGCCUGGCGUUUGGGUCUUCGAGAUCGGCACGUCUCCGUUUUUCAGCUCCAUCAUGCCCGGCGAGGUCACAGAGGUCACAGAGGUCACGGAGGUCACAGAGGUCACAGAGCUUCCGUAUGAAACGCUCACGCCCCGUCCGGAUCCGAUCUCCGAGUCCUCCACCCCUGACGAGCUCCAGUACCACUACGUUCCCCCGCAGAACCCGCAGAGCCGGCAGAACCCACAGGUUGUGAUCAUCGAUGAAGACGAGCUCAGCGUCGAAGUGUUUUCCUAUAACUACGAGACGUGCUCCAGCAACAAGCACAAGUGCUCCGCUUCCGCCGAAUGCCGAGAUUACGCCGACGGAUACUGCUGUCACUGCAAACCUGGUUACUAUGGCAACGGCAAGGAUUGCAUCGCUGAAGGGAAACCCCAGCGGAUGAACGGGAAGCUGAACGGCAGGCUGUUCGUGGGGGAUUCUCCGUCUCCGGUGGAGUUCUCCAACAGCGACCUGCACUCGUAUGUGGUGGCGAACGACGGGCGAGCGUACAUCGCGGUGAGCAGCGUGCCGGCUAGCGUGGGCCCGUCGCUGCAGUCGCUGGCGGCUCUGGGAGAGGCCAUCGGGUGGGCCUUCGCGCUCCAGCAGCCGGGACACCACAACGGCUUCAGCCUCAUCGGAGGAGUCUUCACUCGCCAGGCCGAGGUCACGUUCCUGCCCGGCAACGAGAAGCUGAGCAUCACGCAGGAGUUCGGGGGCAUCGAUGAGCACGAUCACCUGCUGGUCAACACACACCUGGACGGCAGGAUCCCCGAGGUGCCGCCCGGAGCCACGGUCCAGAUCCCAGCGUACAGCGAGAUCUACCAGCACUCCAGCGACCUGAUCACGUCGUCGUCGCGGCGGGAGUACAGCGUUAGCAUGGCUGACGGCAGCGUGCGCGCACACAGCUACCUGUGGACCCAGAGCCUGCGCUUCCAGAGCUGUCCACAGGGGGCGCUCUCGCUCUCGGACCCCGAGCGCCAGCAGCUCAGCGUCGACCAGCUCUUCGUCAUGUACGACUCCAGCAACCAGCUGAUCCGCUUCGCCAUGAGCAACAAGAUCGGCUCCGUCCACAGUGUAAUUCCCGAGCAGAACCCGUGUUUCACCGGCAGACACGGCUGCGACACCAACGCCGUGUGCCGACCGGCUCGAGGUAAAGACUUCUCCUGCCAGUGCGCCUCGGGAUUCACCGGAGACGGGCGCGUGUGUUACGAUGUGGACGAGUGUUCAGAAAGUGCUCAGAUCUGCGGCUCCUUCAGCGUCUGCACCAACCAGCCGGGAACCUUCCGCUGCGAGUGUGUGAACGGCUUCCAGUUCUCCAGCGACGGGCGUACAUGUGUCGUAGUGGAGCGUCCGGUGGAUCACUGUCAGAGAGGAACGCACGACUGCGAUGUUCCCGAACGCUCCCGAUGCAGUUUCACCGGAGACUCGUCUUACGUCUGCUCCUGUCUGCCGGGCUUCACUGGAGACGGACGCGUGUGUCACGAUGUGGACGAGUGCCAGCCGGGCCGUUGCCAUGGCGAUGCCAUCUGCUCCAACACCCCCGGCUCGUUCACCUGCCAGUGUCUGCCGGGUUUCCAUGGCGACGGCUUCAGGUGCACACCUGGCUCUGACGGCGGGCUGACGGUGUGUGAGCGGCACCGAGCAGCAGUGCUGGAGUCGGGUCAGUCGGGUCAGUACGUGCCCUCCUGCGACGGGUCCGGGGCCUACGACCCGCUCCAGUGCCACGCCGGCCUCGGCCAGUGCUGGUGUGUGGACCCGUACGGGCAGGAGAUCCGCGGAUCCAGCACACAAGCGGUCCACACACCCCUGUGCAUUGAACACAAUGUGGCUCCGCCCCUCAUUGGCCCCACCCCCAGGUCUGACAUCAUCCCUCUUACUCCCGGAGCAAACAUCUUAUUUGCCCAGAGCGGCCGGAUCGAGCUCCUCCCAUUGGACGGCGGUCACAUGAGCAGAGCCGAGGCCCGAACGCUGCUGCACGUGCCCGGUAGAGUGGUGAUCGCGGUGGCGUUCGACUGUGUGGAUCAGAUGAUCUACUGGUCUGACAUCACUCAGCCGUCCAUCAGUCGAGCCGAGAUGAAGGGCGGCCAGACCAGCGUCAUCAUCAGCAGAGAUCUGGGCAGUCCUGAAGGAAUCGCCAUCGAUCACGUGUCCAGGAACAUGUUCUGGACCGACUCCGUCCUGGACCGCAUCGAGGCGUCCCGGUUAGACGGCAGCCAGCGCCGCGUGCUCUUCGACAGUGACCUCAUCAACCCUCGGCCAAUCAUCGCUGACCCCGCCCACGGACACCUGUACUGGGCCGACUGGGACCGCGACGGGCCGAAGAUCGAGCGCUCCAGUGCGGACGGCGCCGGCAGGACGGUUCUGGUGCAGGACGGGCUCUCGCUGCCCAACGGCCUGACCUUUGACCCCCAGACCCGGCAGCUCUGCUGGGCCGACGCAGGCACUCGUCGAGUGGAGUGUGUGGACCCGGGCUCUGGUGUGCGGCAGAAGCUGGCGGAGGGGAUCCAGUACCCGUUCUCCAUGGUGUCGUUCGGCUCCAGGCUUUACUACACCGACUGGAGAAGGGAAGCGGUGGUUGCUAUGGGUCAUGAUGGGAUGGAGGUGCAGGAGUUUCUUCCUCAGAGGCGCUCGCGCAUAUACGGCAUCACCGUCACUUACCCACAAUGCCCUGCAGGUCUGAGCUCAGGCGCUCUGGUGAUAAGAGCCUGAUGACGUCAGCGAGUCGAGUCACAUGACGGUGGUCUGAUCACAUGACUCGUGUGUCGCCGGCCGGAGCUGCCGGAGGCUUGCCGGAUCCGGGCCGACU